AUGAGGAGAGCAGCUUCGCCUUCAAAGGCGCAAGCCAAAGGGUCUUGGACACCUGCCAAGAGACCUCGUCCAGACGAUUCGGGCGCUGUUCUCAAGACCCCGUUCAAACCUCUCAGUGGGCUCGAUAACAGGAGCAAACCCCUUCCGACAACACAUCCUACUACGUUCACCUCUGUAACCGUGUCUGGAACUCAAGCGUCACAACGAGAAAGCGAUACGCCCUCUACCCCCUCUGCUGCCACCGCUGCCUCCUCCGCUGCCCGGGAGUUGCGCACAAUGAGCACGUCCGAUAUGCAAGAGGAGAUUGACGAGCUUGAGCUCAUCCUCAGCGAUCGACUAGCAAGGCACAAUGCAGCCCGCACGGCCAAAGGCUUACCUGAACAGCAACCCAAGCAAAUUGUCGCCGAGUACACGCAGCUCUUGAACCAGUACAACAGCGUCAAGGACGCAGCUCAGCUCAUCUUUGACAAGAUCGCCGAGAUCGAACAACUCCCAGCGCAAGCCAUCUUCGCCAGGUACGGCGUAGGCGAAGGCGAAACUUGA
Molecule: messenger RNA, 543 nt
Organism: Ustilago hordei
Lineage: Eukaryota; Fungi; Basidiomycota; Ustilaginomycetes; Ustilaginales; Ustilaginaceae
Exons: 3
Coding region: 1-543 (180 amino acids)
Biological process (GO): meiotic DNA recombinase assembly involved in reciprocal meiotic recombination; meiotic joint molecule formation; double-strand break repair via homologous recombination
Cellular component (GO): Swi5-Swi2 complex; Swi5-Sfr1 complex
Source: RefSeq, a predicted model, not a curated record